AUGUGUCCCAUGCUCGCCAACGACUUCUCCGAUGGCCCGGCCAUGGUCCUCUCCCCGUCCCAGGAUCAUGCCUUCCUGAAUUUCUCCCGUGCUUCCAAGCGGGACAUCGUUCCCCCCGCAAUGCUCUUCGGGGCCGCUCCUCCGCCCCCGUCCAAACCCUCCCGCAAGAGAUCCCGCGACGAGGCGGCCUUCGAAGAGGCCCUCCACCCAAACCCUCCGAUAAUCAUGCCCACCCCGGCGUCUCAGCGACAAGAACCACCUAUCUUUGGCUCCUCUUCCGGCGGAACGGUCAGCAACACCCCAUCCGUCGCGUCCUGGUCCUCGGACGCCAGCGCGGACCAUCUUCGAGGCCGCAAGGCGACGCGCUUGGGUCCCACGACCCCGGGUCUCCAGGACAGUACCCUCGCAUCCAUGCCGCAUCCUCUCGCAGACGAUCCCCACGCCGCCGCCCCCGAAGCCCGCAAUCGCUCUCCCCAAGAACCGACCGUCGACGACACCACGCACCUCCUGGGGAUCAGCUGGCAACGGAUCCAGGUGGAUGACUCCGACAUCGCCGCGGCCGUGCGCGGCUGGAAAAAAUACAUCGACCGACAAUUCGCGACCCACCUUGGGGAGUGCGAGAUCCUCAUGAAGAAUCGCGCCCUUAACGCGUACCUGGUCAGUGCGCGACCGGCCGCUCCGUUGGGUCUUGGCACCACUCCCGCUUUCUACCUCUUCAACGAUGACCUCACGCAGGCCCAGCUGGUGGGCUCCAGCUGGGAGGCAGCCGUGCGCCAUUUGAGCGCGAGCCCAAUCACUUUUGAAGGCACUCAAAUCCUCGGCGCGUCGGACCGACCUCUGGCAGACGCCCCGCACGACCAGAACCUCCUCGGCGCCAACCCGGCCGAGCCGCCUCUCCUCCAGACCAUGUGCGCCCAGCCGGCAUCCCUGGGGACGGGGAUGGACCUGGACGCUUAG
This is a messenger RNA of Aspergillus candidus, 957 nucleotides long. RefSeq lists its product as uncharacterized. NCBI's taxonomy places the organism in Eukaryota, Fungi, Ascomycota, Eurotiomycetes, Eurotiales, Aspergillaceae. The record is from RefSeq and is a predicted model, not a curated record. The transcript has a single exon. Bases 1 to 957 code for a protein of 318 amino acids.